Messenger RNA from Manihot esculenta (cassava), 852 nucleotides. RefSeq lists its product as uncharacterized. The transcript is spliced from 3 exons. NCBI's taxonomy places the organism in Eukaryota, Viridiplantae, Streptophyta, Magnoliopsida, Malpighiales, Euphorbiaceae. Gene Ontology annotation, molecular function: nucleic acid binding; zinc ion binding. The record is from RefSeq and is a predicted model, not a curated record. Bases 1 to 852 code for a protein of 283 amino acids.
AUGGAAGAGGAUGAUUUCUUGCAACAUAGCGGCCAUAGGAAGCGUAAGGAUAGUGAAGGAGGUUUCUCUUUAGAAGAACAAGACAGUGGAAAGUUUGAGUCUGUUGGACAACCGUCUCUAAUGGGUCCUUCGUUUAGGGAUAUGCUAGUCAAUGGAAGUCCUAAUAACAAGACUGUGAUUGCUGACACAGUUGAAGUGAAUGAUGAGGAGUCGUAUGAGCUUUCUGAUGGGGAAAAGGAUGAGGAGGAUGAAAAGUGCCCUAAUAUUAAACUUACUAAAAUUGAGAAAUCUCAUUAUUGUAAACCAUGGAAGAACUCCUUGAUUAUCAAGCUGAUUGGAAGAUCAAUAGGUAGGGAAGAUUUUGAUUUUGCACUGGAGGGUGGACCAUGGAUUAUAGCUGAUCAUUAUUUGUUAGUUCGCCAAUGGUGCCCGGAUUUUGAUCCAUUUAAUGUUUCUUUGGAAUGCUUGGCAGUUUGGAUAGGAGAUCCUAUCAGAGUGGAUAAUAACACUAGCCGAGUGACAAGAGGGCAUUUUGCGAGAUUAUGUGUUGAAGUUGAUGUUACGAAGCCUCUUUUGUCAAAAUUCAAGCUGAACCGGAGAGUUCGACGUAUUGAAUAUGAGGCGUUGCAUAUGGUUUGUUUUUCAUGUGGAAUUUUUGGGCAUAUGAAAGAUAAUUGUCCUUCGUUGAGGAAAGAGUUGCAGCCAGAGAAUGUAGAGAAUGUGCCUAAUUUGGCUCAUAGUAACCCUACUCCUAAGGUAGCUCAGUUACCCGAGAAUCAGGUGGUUAAUCCAGCUGUUUUAGAUGAUUUUUGUGAUUGGAUGCUGGUUAAGAAAGAUAGAAGACGUAAUUAG